Messenger RNA from Fusarium subglutinans, 1227 nucleotides. Its product is annotated as Argininosuccinate synthase. Gene Ontology annotation, biological process: L-arginine biosynthetic process; urea cycle. The record is from RefSeq and is a predicted model, not a curated record. Gene Ontology annotation, molecular function: ATP binding; argininosuccinate synthase activity. The transcript has 12 exons. NCBI's taxonomy places the organism in Eukaryota, Fungi, Ascomycota, Sordariomycetes, Hypocreales, Nectriaceae. Bases 1 to 1227 code for a protein of 408 amino acids. Gene Ontology annotation, cellular component: cytoplasm.
AUGUCCACCGAAAAGCGAGUCUGCCUCGCCUACUCUGGAGGCUUGGAUACGAGUACCAUCCUAAAAUACUUAGUACUUGAGUGCUUCCUCGGUAACGUUGGCCAAGCCGAAGAUUUCGCUGCGGUCGAGAAGAAGGCUCUGGCUCUGGGUGCUGAGCGUAUGAUCAUCGAAGACCUACAGGAGGAAUUCUCUGAGGUCAUCUUCCGCAGCAUCCAAUGCAACGCCAUCUACGAAGACCGAUAUCUUCUUGGAACCAGUCUUGCCAGGCCAGUGCUGGCUCGCGCGCUCGUUCGUGUGGCUCAUAAGUAUUCCUGCAAGACCUUGAGCCACGGUUGUACAGGCAAGGGAAAUGAUCAAGUGAGAUUCGAGUUAGCUUGGCGAGCACUUGACCCUAGCCUCGAAAUCAUCGCUCCUUGGAGGAUGCCUGAGUUCUUUAAGCGCUUCCAAGGUCGACAAGACCUUCUGAAAUUUGCUGCUGAGAAUAACAUCCCUGUCUCGUCCACCCCCAAGGCUCCUUGGUCUCAAGACGAUAACUUGGCUCACUGUAGCUCGGAAAGUGGAAUUCUUGAGAAGCCCGAUGUGCCUGCCCCCGAGGAUGUAUGGAUCAAGUCCGUUGAUCCUCUCACAGCCCCCGAUACCCCUGCCAAGUUCUCUAUCGAGUUCAAGGAAGGCAUCCCAGUCAAGCUCGAGGUAGAGGGUGGCGAGACUAUCACUGGAGGGCUCAAGCUCUUCAAGGCUCUCAAUGAAAUUGCUGGCCGCCAUGGUGUUGGGAGGGUAGAUAUCGUGGAGUCUCGCUUCAUUGGAUUAAAAUCUCGAGGGUGCUAUGAUGCCCCAGCUCACACUGUCCUAAGGCUAGCGCACAUCGAUCUGGAAGGUAUGACUGUUGACUCUCGGGUUCGGUCAAUUAUGGCCUGGAUUGGAAACCAGUGGUCGCAAUGCCUAUACAAUGGCUUUUACUUCAGCCCAGAGAGGGAGCUUCUUGAACACAGUAUUGGAUUCAGCCAGAAGCAUGUUAAUGGCACAGUUAACAUGAUGGUCUAUAAGGGCGCAGCCCAUGUCCUUUCCCGCUCUGCGCCUGGAAGCAACCUCUAUAGCGAGGAACAGGCGAGUAUGGAUACCCUUGAGGGAUUCAGCCCAGAGGAUACCAGUGGCUUCAUUGCUAUCCAGGCAAUUCGUCUAGAGAAGUACGGCGCUGCCAAGAUCCAGCAUGGUGAACCCCUGGUAUGA